AUGUCAAGACUGCUGGAGGAACAGGAAAGCUACCACGAUUUGAUAAUCACUGAUAUGGAGGAAUCAUAUGAAAACUUGGUGUUCAAAGUUAAUGCAAUUAUGCAGUUCUUCAUGAAGUUCUGCUCGAGAUCAGACUUUCUGAUGAAGGUUGACGACGACGUUUCUAUACAUUUUGACCGCAUGUUCACAUACUGGAAGGAUGCCAGACAUGGCGAAGAUAGGAUAUAUUGUCGGGUGUGGUCGGCUAUUCCGGCGAUACGGGACCCAUCCAGUAAAUGGUUCAUUCCACAUAAAAUCUGGCCUAGAAAGGUGUUUCCAAGUUACUGCGAUGGACCAAUUUAUUUGAUGGGACGAAGUGCCGUUCAUGAUAUUCUUAAUCUAGCGAAUCACUGCCACGAUCCAUUCCCUCUAGAGGUAUGA
Ostertagia ostertagi is the source of this 420-nucleotide messenger RNA. The record is from the annotation of a GenBank genome assembly. Lineage: Eukaryota; Metazoa; Nematoda; Chromadorea; Rhabditida; Trichostrongylidae.